Nicotiana tabacum (common tobacco) is the source of this 1132-nucleotide messenger RNA. Lineage: Eukaryota; Viridiplantae; Streptophyta; Magnoliopsida; Solanales; Solanaceae. The record is from RefSeq and is a predicted model, not a curated record.
AUGUGGUUUCAUGCUAAGAUCUCUUGUGAUGAGCUUUGGAUUAAGGAUCGUGGUGUACUGGCAAAGAGAAGUGUUAACUUGAAGGCAAUUCGGAAGGAACUCGAAGGAAUAGUACAGAAGAAAGCUGGAACUAUCUGGUAUCACUUGAGAAGUGUAUGCAUUUCAGAAGGGGCAUUGUUUUUUGACUUAAAGAUGCUUCUUUGUCAUUUGAGUGGUGGAGAUGAGAUCGGAUACGGUGAUUCAUAUAUUCUAUGGAUUUGGAGACUAGGAGGGUUUUCAGAGGCAGAUUAUUCGGAUAUAUUUUUCCCUCAUUUUAUUCACAUCGUAUUUUCCCCCCUAUGCAUCUCCCACUCCACAGAUGCUUCUCACUUCACUCCAUUCCGAGGGUAUGGUUGUAAAUUAAAGAACAUCUUGUGUGGUGCUUAUAAUCAUCCAUUUGCAGCAUCGGACGUUCUACCAAGAAGGGCAAUCGUAAGUGUGGCUACAUCGGCAAGAAAGGAUAAUUUCAAACGAAGCUUGGAGGAGUUCAUUCAAAAUCAGACGAUUGAUGAUCAAGGUAGGCCAAUCCAACCAUCCCAAGAGGAGAUCAUGGACAUGUGGAUUAAGGCAGUCGAUGGCGUGCAUAAGGGGAGAGUCUACGGCCUUGGAUCAGAGUUUAGUCUCGGAUGUCGUACUUCUGGAUUGUCUGUUUCUUAUUCUUUCCCAGAUUGCUCGGUUGAUCUGGAUGAGUUUGAGCAAUUGAAUAGGAAGGUAGAGAAGAUUACGGAGUUGUAUCUUCAAUAAAGGGCUGCAAGGGAAGAAGAGGCAAAGCGAAAGGAGGAAGAAGAUAGGCGAAUAUAGGAAGAAAAAACGUGAAGAGGUUAAUUAUACUCAUACUACACUUGUACACCUUGCGUGCAGAUCUUGGAGCUGAUAUUGUGGUGUAUGGAGAGAGCUGGAAUUGAAGAUGUACUUGUUUGCCGGAUAUGGUUGCCACUUGUCCUUGGUAGCUUUAGAUUUGCAAAACUUAUUUAUGUAUAUUUUGAACAUAUGAUGUACUUAUUACGUUUCAGCUUUGUAAAUUCUAAAUCUUAGAAGAUCAUGAUUUGUACUACCAAUCCUCGGGAUUUUAUAUAGAAGUUCAAUUAUUUUA